GGCGCAAAAUAUUGUUGUUGUUUCUGACUACAAUUUCAAUGGCAAAAUUCCAAUCAAUUCAGCUCUCAGGACAAUCUAUUAAAGAUGCCCUAGUCGAGUACACAAUUCUCGAUAUCAUGAACAACAAUCAAUUCGAAGGCAUUGAAUUUGAUUAUGCAGAAGACGGCUUUCCAGCGUAUAAAUUCCUACCCAUCGCUGAUGUCAAGUCGCCGUAUCGCUUGUUCCUGCCAGAGAAGUUGUAUGAAUUUGCAAUUAUGGCGUCGUUUAGCCCGAAUUCACCCAAGGGCGGUUAUCUAUUCAGUGUGGUGAAUCCAUUGGAUACGGUUGUGCAGUUGGGCUUACAUUUAUCACCUGCGAUAAAAGGCAUGUGGAAUGUGUCGCUGCUGUACACACAAUCCGAGAGUAAUACGAUACGGAAACUAGUCAGCUACCAUCUACCCUACAAGGGCAAAACCUGGUCGAACAUCGCCUUUCAAGUGCUAAGCGAUAAAGUCGUCUUUUAUCACAAUUGUAAAGAGACCGAAACCACAUUAAUUUCUAAGGAGCCCAUGGAGCUUGUUUUCGACUCCGCAUCCACUUUGUAUGUGGGACAAGCUGGCCCAAAUCUCGGCGGAAAUUUCGAG
Teleopsis dalmanni is the source of this 623-nucleotide messenger RNA. Its product is annotated as collagen alpha-1(XVIII) chain-like. The transcript has 2 exons. The record is from RefSeq and is a predicted model, not a curated record. The annotation marks the transcript as partial. NCBI's taxonomy places the organism in Eukaryota, Metazoa, Arthropoda, Insecta, Diptera, Diopsidae.